Chelmon rostratus (copperband butterflyfish) is the source of this 1791-nucleotide messenger RNA. It is a transcript of the gene neflb, whose product is annotated as neurofilament light chain b. The transcript has 4 exons. Gene Ontology annotation, cellular component: intermediate filament; postsynaptic intermediate filament cytoskeleton; cytoplasm. Lineage: Eukaryota; Metazoa; Chordata; Actinopteri; Chaetodontiformes; Chaetodontidae. The coding region runs from base 1 to 1791 and encodes 596 amino acids. Gene Ontology annotation, biological process: neurofilament bundle assembly. Gene Ontology annotation, molecular function: structural constituent of postsynaptic intermediate filament cytoskeleton. The record is from RefSeq and is a predicted model, not a curated record.
AUGACGUCCACCGGCUUUGACCCUUACUUCCCGUCUACUUACAAGAGGAGAGUAGUUGUGCGCAAUGCAGGAUACGGAGCUGGUGGAGGAAUAGGAUCUAGGUCUGCCUACUUCAGCCAUUCUGCCCCAAUCACUUCCUAUGCAUCUUCACGCAGAAGUUAUCCAACACACACCCGAGCUAUUUCCAGCUACUCCUCCCUGCUUUCUGCUCCAGUGUCUGCAGCCGCCACUGAGCUACGCCUUGACCAAGCAGCCCAGGUCAGCUCUGAGUUCAAAGCAAUAAGGACCCAGGAGAAGGCUGAGCUGCAGGACCUUAAUGACCGCUUUGCAAGCUUCAUUGAGAGGGUCCAUGAACUGGAACAGCAGAACAAGUUGCUGGAGACUGAACUCCUGCUGCUCAGGCAGAGGCAGACGGAGCCAUCCAACCUUCGGGCCCUGUUUGAGCACGAGAUCCGUCAGCUCCGAGCCGCUGUAGAAGAGGCCCGCCAUGAGAAGCAGGCGGCCCAGACCCACAGGGAUGAGAUGGAAGAUGUGCUGAGGAACAUGCAAAAGCGCUAUGAGGACGAAGUGCUCGGCAGAGAGGAAGCAGAGUGCAGGCUCAUGGAUGCCAGGAAGGGAGCAGAUGAGGCUGCAAUGGGCCGGGCCGAGCUUGAGAAAAGAGUCGGGACCCUGCUGGAUGAGCUGGCCUUCCUGAAGCGCCUCUGUGAGAGUGAGAUUGCGGAGCUGCAGGCCCAAAUACAGUACAGCGCAGAGGUGUCAGUGGAGAUGGAGGUCACCAAACCUGACCUAUCCGCUGCCCUCCGUGACAUCCGAGCCCAGUAUGAGAAACUGGCUCAAGACAACCUUCAAUCGGCCGAAGAAUGGUUCUGCAGCAAGAUGAAUGUGAUGACCGUAGGCACUGCUCGCGACACAGAGAGCGCACGAAAUGCCAAAGACGAGGCUGGAGAAUACCGCCGCCUCCUCAAGUCCAGGACGCUGGAGAUUGAUGCCUGUCGUGAGAUGAGUCAAGCUCUGGAAAACCAACUACAGGAAGUGGAGGAGAAACAGAGUGCUGAGAUCUCUGCUCUGCAGGACACAAUAAGUCAGCUGGAGGAUGAGCUGAGGGCAAACAAGAAUGACAUGGCUCGCUACUUGAAGGAUUAUCAGGAUCUCUUGAAUGUGAAGAUGGCCUUGGAUAUUGAAAUUGCGGCCUACAGGAAGCUCCUUGAAGGAGAGGAGAACCGUUUCAACGUGGCGGCACCGGGGUCUGUCAGUGUUUACUCCCAGGCCAUGUACGCUGCUCCAUCCUACGGAAGAACACUGUCCUCCAUUCAGCCUCAGCUGAGCUCUGCAGCUCCGUACCUGCUGACCUCCCGCUUGUAUGCUUCAUCACUCUCCACUGAGGAGACGGUUUUCGCAAGCCAAGCACAGCAGGCAGAGGCCAGCCCUCCUCAAGAGGAAGAGGAAGAGCAGGUGGAAGAGGAAGAGAAGGAGGAAGAAGAGGAGGAGCAGGGGGAAGAGAAGGAGGUGGAGGCAGAGGAAGAUAAGGGGGAGGAAGAGGAGGAGGAGGCGGAAGAAAAGGAGGAGGAAAAGCAAGAAGAGGGAGAGGAAGAAGCAGACGGAGAAGAGGGUGAAGCAGAGGAUGGAGAAAAGGAAGAGGAGGUGGAAGGAGGAGAGGAGAGCGCAACUCAAGAAGAGGGGGACGCUGAGCAGAAAGAAGAAGAGGGUGAGAAGGGCGAGGAAGAAGCUGGAAAACAAGAGGAGGUGGAGGCUGAAGACAAAGAUGGAAAAAUCUCAGAUAAAAAAGUUUAG